CCCGUCACGAUCGGGUAAUGACACUGAUGGCGAGUCAAAAUGGCGGAAAUGACGUACAAAUGCCGCGGCAUAAGCGGAUGUGACGCAUUUUGCAUGUGUCGUGGUUAGAUUGCCGUGUAUUCUUGGUAACAGGGACAAAAACAUACAGCUGUCCAGUGCUGGACUGAGGAGGCAUUUGCCUGCAUCUGCAUCUGUGCGUUUCACCCAAUUGUCUGGCAAAAAUGGAUUUCCAACAUCGAGCUGGAGGAAAGACUGGCAGCGGAGGGGUGGCGUCCUCCUCUGAGAGUAAUCGGGACCGACGGGAGCGUUUACGCCAGCUGGCUCUGGAGACCAUUGACAUCAAUAAAGAUCCUUACUUCAUGAAGAAUCAUUUAGGAUCAUAUGAAUGCAAACUUUGCCUGACGCUUCACAACAACGAGGGCAGCUAUUUAGCCCAUACACAAGGAAAGAAACAUCAGACUAAUCUAGCACGGCGAGCUGCCAAAGAGGCCAAAGAAGCUCCUGCUCAGCCAGCUCCAGCUAAAGUGAAGGUUGAAGUCAAGAAGUUUGUAAAAAUUGGUCGGCCUGGAUAUAAAGUAACCAAGCAGAGGGAUCCAGAGUCUGGGCAGCAGUCUUUACUUUUCCAGAUCGACUACCCAGAAGUUGCAGAAGGCAUUGGACCCAGGCAUCGUUUCAUGUCCGCGUACGAACAGCGCAUUGAGCCCCCAGACCGCCGUUGGCAGUACCUGCUGCUUGCUGCGGAACCUUAUGAAACUAUCGCAUUUAAGGUUCCCAGUAGAGAAAUAGACAAAGCAGAGAGCCGCUUCUGGACUCACUGGAACCGAGAAACUAAACAGUUCUUCUUGCAGUUCCACUUCAAAAUGGAAAAAGCUCUUCUACCUGCCACUGGUGCCCCGCCACCAGCUGGUAUGAAGCGUCCUCCACCACUCAUGAGUGCGGCGCGCCCACAGAAUGAGUCGGUGCCCCCACCUCCGGGUGGCAUGAUCCUUCCCCCUGGUGCCCCCGGUACUCCUCAAAUGCCCACUCAGAUACCCAUGCCACCAAUGCCAAUGAGGCCGCCACCCCCUGAGGCCAUUUCUAUUGCUAACAAUUAAUUGUGUCCCAGCUGGUUAUUUUUCUGAUUCUAGUGUUCUACAUUUAAAAGCAAACUCAUUUUUAAGAUUUUGUAAGUAAAUAUUCUUGGGAGCAAAACCAUUCGUCUGUAUUAGUCUUCUCUUCGGGUCAAAGGUCACAAUGGUCAGAAAAUGAAUUUUGGGUCAACUCAUGAACUAAUAUAGGGAUUAUUAUUACACUUGCAGGAUAUGUUACCAAUGUGAAACAAAGGUGAUAGAAUUUUGGGGUAAUCGGGUCAAAGGUCACAUAGGUCAGAAAAGGAAUUUUUUCAAUAACACACUUUAUAUUUAAAGGGAGUGCCCACUUUACCAAAAUUGGCAAUGCUUUGAAUUUGACUGCUUUGGCUGAAAUUUGCGCCGUCUUCUUCUAGUUGAAAAAUAAUUUAAACCCUUUCGGCCUCAUAAACAGUGAUAGACGUCCAAUAUUUUUGAACUGGUGGGGCCGGCAGCAAAUGAAAGUUCAUUAUCUUCUAGCCCUCCCAGUUCAAAUGGAUUGGACGUCUAGUGACAAACUACUUUAAAUUCACGGCUGAAGGAUGAAAAGAGUCACAUGAUUGGGCAUUAUUAUAUUCAAUGAAACAGUUAAAUGUCAAAAGUAUGUUCAACCAAAAGACUAAUGAUUUUUGAGCUCAUGUUCAGAAAAAGACUAAAGCACUGAAGUAGCACUUUUGAUCGCUUUUAUUCAAAUUUUCAAUCUGUAGAAGUGGCUAGCUGUUUGCGCUUGUUUUUUUUUUUAAUGGAACUAUUGAAAACACAACAAUACAGGUCAUUUUAUAGAUUUUGUUUGUAAAAUUUUCCUAUUCAUUCUUUCAGUCUUCUUUUCCUUCAUCUUCACCAUUGUUGGAUCCCACCACCACCUCAUCUUCCGCUCUUUCCUCAUCUCCAUCAUGUAUCUUCAGUAGGUCCUUCUCUUUCUCAUUUUUAGCCACUUGAGCUUUUUUGGCUCUCCUCGUUUUUAAAGUCCCCUCUCUCUUCUUCAUGAGUUUUUUGUCUGGCACUGGUUUGUUUCGAAGACUCUUCAAGCUUUGGGCUGCCUUUCCUUUCCGCUUUACGGUAUUUUCGUCCUCUUCGUCGUCGACAUCCAGGUCCGGCAGCCACCAAAACAAAACUUCCCAAAAGGAGGUUUCAGGCUGGGAACAAUUAAUGUGUGUUUUAAUAAUAGACAGCAAAAAUAAACUGAAAAGUGCCACAUAGAUAUUACAUAGUCAUGCAUAGGCCUGUCGCGAUAACAAAUUUUGGUGGGCGAUAAAUUUUCUCAUAAAUUA
Molecule: messenger RNA, 2377 nt
Organism: Corythoichthys intestinalis (scribbled pipefish)
Lineage: Eukaryota; Metazoa; Chordata; Actinopteri; Syngnathiformes; Syngnathidae
Gene: sf3a2
Product: splicing factor 3a, subunit 2
Exons: 8
Coding region: 222-1094 (290 amino acids)
Biological process (GO): spliceosomal complex assembly
Cellular component (GO): nucleus; U2 snRNP; catalytic step 2 spliceosome
Molecular function (GO): nucleic acid binding; zinc ion binding
Source: RefSeq, a predicted model, not a curated record